This is a messenger RNA of [Candida] anglica, 1818 nucleotides long. The record is from the annotation of a GenBank genome assembly. Lineage: Eukaryota; Fungi; Ascomycota; Pichiomycetes; Serinales; Debaryomycetaceae.
AUGAUUCCGGACGAUACUUCAAAAAGAUCAAGGCUUCUAGGCUUUGCUAGAGCCACCAGAGAUAAUUAUAUCCCGCGUAUUGCCGGGUCUGUGUCGCUGCUCAUGCUUCUGCAAGAGGUUUCUCCAGAUACAAGGUCUGCCCCGACUUCCCUCCCGAAAGAUGCAACCAUUGCUCUUUUCCCAUCCUAUUCUACCGUGAGACCCGCCCAUCACGAUGCGAAUGAUCUCACCUACCAUGUCAACGUUAAGGGCUGGCUUCUAUGUCCUGGUCUUAUGACCAGAAAGAACCGACUUAUCAUCUCUCUUGCCCGACAAUUGACUCGGAUCUCGUCCAAUCAGACGGCAAAUCAAGAGGCCGUAGUAGGCUUGGCCCAUGCAAAGCAAGACGUCUACGAUGAAUCUGAUGUUGAGUCCAUUGUUUCCGAUACAAGUGAAACUUCCUCUACCAGAUUAUCGCCAAAAUCUUCAUCAUCUUCGUCCACAAUUGGUCCUAAUUCUACUAAUACUACAACCGCCCCUCCCGAUGUGUUGCGGAACCGUCUUAAUGGAUUCAUAGCUCGAAGUAUACCGUACACAGAACUCACCAUCACGUUAGGAUCUCAUUCACCCGAUCCAAACCUCAAUUUGGUCACUAAAACCGUCACCACUGACGCCAAUGGGAAUUUCGACGUUUGUGUGGAAUGUCAUUAUAAACCACUGGCAGUCAGAGUGGCGGCAUCGAUCGAUGAAACUGUGUUCUCAUACGAAGAUAUCAUGCUUAUUGAAAACUCUGGAGUUGGACUUAUCAGUGACAUUGACGAUACGGUCAAGCUUACUGGGGUCAUUGGAGAUAAGCGGGAACUUAUGCGAUCCUUACUUUUGAAUGAUGUUUCUCUGUGGAAUAUCCCCGGUGUUAUCAAGUGGUACACCAAGUUAUAUGGUCUGAAUCUUGGGAAAUUGACUUUCCAUUAUGUCUCGAAUUCUCCCUGGCAACUUUUCCCCACCAUCAAGGAAUAUUUCCAUCAGGCCAACCUUCCUCCGGGCUCAGUUCAUCUUAAGCAAUACACGGGCAAUAUCAUAGCGUCUCUUAUGGAGCCAUCGUCCAGUAAGAAGAAAAUGACGUUGUACAAGAUUGUUGGUGAUUUCCCCAAUAAACGAUUCAUAUGUGUGGGUGAUUCUGGAGAAGUGGAUAUGGAAGCAUAUGCCGAUUUGGCUAAACAAUAUCCAUCUCGAAUAUUGGCGAUUUAUAUCCGAGUGGUCAAGGGGUCGUUGAGUGAUGUCGAUGACUCUAGAGUGUUGGAAGAAAUGAAACGAAUUGUCAAGGUUAUGGAGGAGCAAGAAGAUUUCGAAGACCCCCCACAAGAAGAAGAACAAACCAAGGAUUUGAUCGAUUUGGAUAGUGAUUUGAAAUCCAAACCAUCACCCAUGAUUCCUAAAAAGCCUCAACAACUACGUGGGAAUCAAUUAUCUAGGAAACCUCCACUUCCAACCCGACCAAUGAGUCCUUCGACAGACUCAUCGCCUCCACCACCUCCUCCACCUCCAAGAAGGGCCACCACUGCAUCGAGUCUUUCCUCGCAAGCUCCACCACUAGCCCCACUUUCGUCCACCCCUUCACAAACAACCACCGACUUGGUCACACAGGCACUUCAGAACAUAUACCCAGCAGACACAUACUACGAGCUUGAAGAAAUGGACAAGAGAGGUGCUGCAUGGCUAACUAGGGUGGUUGAAGCAAAGAGACUUCUCCGAGGAACACACACCGAAAUCAGAUUUUUCACUGAUAAUGAUAGUGAUUUGUUGGAACAUACUUCUAAACUCAUCUCUAAAUAUAUAUAG